This is a messenger RNA of Penicillium oxalicum, 252 nucleotides long. RefSeq lists its product as uncharacterized. The record is from RefSeq and is a predicted model, not a curated record. NCBI's taxonomy places the organism in Eukaryota, Fungi, Ascomycota, Eurotiomycetes, Eurotiales, Aspergillaceae. The coding region runs from base 1 to 252 and encodes 83 amino acids. The transcript has a single exon.
AUGUCCAAGGUGGGGAGUUCAAACGCGGAUCCUCGGCUGGCGGCAAUUCAUUUGAUUGAUUCUUAUAUGAUGGAAAUCCAUUUCCUACAGGCCAGACCCAACAAAGUCGAUGACGAGACAUGCGCAUGGCAACUGUUCGUUCUGGUUGGACAUUGUGUCGCGUGGAGAACGGAUGUUCUGGAUGACAUCAGAUACUCGACCGAGACCCGUGGGUCUUGUCGGGCGCCUGCAACUUUGGGGCACGACAGAUGA